Molecule: messenger RNA, 3258 nt
Organism: Naegleria fowleri
Lineage: Eukaryota; Heterolobosea; Eutetramitea; Acrasida; Naegleriidae
Exons: 1
Coding region: 1-3258 (1085 amino acids)
Source: RefSeq, a predicted model, not a curated record
AUGUUUCGGAAGAAACAGCAGCAUCCAUCAUCACCAACAAGAAGAAAGAGUGAUCUCCUUAUUGUUUUUUUCAUUGUACUUUUAGUGAUCCAGAGUUGUUGUUGUUCUUUUGGUGUCACCUUAACUCAUAACCUCACCAACACUCAUGGUACCUACUAUAUGGUGUCGUGUCCUCUCGAUCACAGUUUGGUUUACCGAUUCAAAACCACCACAUUCGUAGGAACUCGUGACACCAUUCUUCAUGGUGAUGCUCACACUCCUCGUCGUUAUGAGGGGCAUCCAAAAGCAGGCAAUGCUGAGACUAUACUUUCUGGACAUUUAGUGUUGACUUGUUAUGGGUCUACUUCUUCUUCUAAGGAUAAUAUCAUGUUGGUCUCUUUCAGGAACACCGUGUUUGCUCAAUAUCAAGGCCUGAAUAAGGGAAAAGCUGGCAUGAAGUAUCGAAAGCUCAUUACUCGAAGUGAUUUAACUGAAAGGCUAAACAAGAACCCCAUGCUUGUCAUUCAAUCCAAGAGUGCUCAUAUCCACAAACUCAUCUUUCACAAAUCAGAGAGUCGUUAUGUGAGAGGCAUUAAGAAAGGACUUUUAAGAUUAUUGACAAGUGAGACUCGAAGAAAGGCUCGUCCUCAAACCGAUGGCUUUGGAGGUAAAUAUUUCACAUCCUAUCCUCGAAGAAUGGUCCAAGGAGGAGAGGGAGGAGGAAUCCAUUCUUCAAGAAGAAAAAACUUGUUAAGAAUUACUCAAACCUACGCUCAUCAUGACUUUUCAGUAAUACCUUUGGACAAGAGACAAAUCCACUAUGAAGGUAAACAUGUGGCCUUUGUGAAUGUCAAGAAACAGGUCAUUCAGAAGGGUGCCAUGAGUGUUCAGAUGGAAUUUGGUGUACGAAAGCAUCCUCAUGUGGCCUUCAAAAAGUUGGAACAGUUGACCAAAAAGAGAUUGUAUCAACAAGAACAACAAGAACAACGAGAUCCACAAACCUCUUUUUUGACUCGUGAUUCAGCAACACCAUCAGCAGAUCUUGAAACUUUUUACUUUGGAAGUAUCAAGUUGGAAAGAAUUCAACGUACUGAAACAUCGUUUCAACCACAAGGCAGAGGUUUAGACGAAAUGGUUCAAAAUUUAAGACAAUUCGGAAAAGAGUCAUCAUUAGGCAAUGAGUUUGAAUUUGAAAAUACCUUUUCUGUCACCAAGCAUGACAAGAGAGAAAUGAAAAGAUUACAACGUAAGAGUUUCUCCUCAAGAACCUUCAAGAACAUGUUGAAAAGUAUCAAGGAAAUGCCUGCAUCCUUCUCUGUGGACAUGAACAAGAAGCUUGAUGAAUUAGCCAAAUAUGGUCAAAAGCAUGCAGUGAAGGCAGGUCGUCUAUUGCCCUCUGAAAUCAAGAAAGGAGUGUCUGAGAUGAAUCAAUCAUCCUCUCGUAUCGGAUCAAAGAGAAACAAGUUGAAAAGUUGUUACUUGGAAAGUCUUCAAAACUUGGUGGCAUCGAUCAAAUCAAGUACCAUUCAGGAUCGUUUAGUUUCUCUCUCAUCGUCUCAUCCAAUGCUUGCCAAUAACUAUAUUUAUGCUUCUAUUGUGAUUCCAUUCCCAACAAGAAGUGUCUAUUCAUUCCUCAAAUCUCUCAAGAAUCGAGGUAUUAAGAAAUCAAAGGAAGAUCAAGUCAAAAUGAAUGCAUUCAUGGCUUUUGCGGAUUUAGCAUCUCGUCUCAAGGAUAAAAAGCUCCAAACAGAAAUCGUCAAGGAGAUUUUGUCGAGAACUUCAUCUUCCAAAACUGUGACUGAACUGGAAACCUAUGUUCAUGCUCUCAACAAUGCAGGAUCAGCGGUGGAUCCAAGAAUUUUGUUUGCCUUCUUCCACGACAAAAGUAUUGCUGACUCAAUCAAAAUUCUACUCGCUAGAAACCUUGAAAAGAGGUUAAAGGAUGAUCCCAAUGUGGACCAGUUGGUGAAUGCAAUUCUAGAAUCAAGAAUUGGAAACAUCUCGCCACGUGUGAAAGCAUCUGUCAUCAAUGCCCAAGCUGUCAGAGAGAAACAUUUAAGAUCAGGUGCCUCUGUGGUUCAUGCAUCUCGAUUGCAUCGUCGUACCAGGAAUGAAGAGCUACGAUCUUCGAUCAAGAACUAUCUCUACACAGUUGGUAAUGAGAAGGCAGGAAGAGAGUUAGCCAAAGCCAUGAAAAUGACCAAAAAGAGAAAGCAUAAAAAGAGAUACCAGUCAACGUUAUUGUCAUUGGAUGACAUGCAACUAUUGGAGGAUGCACAAAAUGUUCUUGGAAGAAGAGGUUCAAGUCGUUCAAGAGCUCUCUUACGUAAGAACGGUGUCACAUCAAGAGGUAAAAAAGCUAAUCCAAGAAAAGGAAUUUCCAAAUUGAGAGCUCAAAGAGCACCAUCAUCCAGAGGUAGAAAGAGAAGAAUUGGAAGUAAGAUUGGGAAUGCCUUCAAGAAGGUUGGUCAAAAACUUGGUAAUGCUGCCAAGGCAGUCGGCAAAGGUUUGAAGAAGGCUGCAAAUUGGGUCAAAGAAAAGGCACUGUCAGCCAUCCAUGCUGUCAAACGUCUUGUGGAUCGUUUGAAAGAAAAAUUUGGACAAGCCAAAUUCGAAAAUCAACAAGCAUGUUUACCAGCAAGUGCCAUGGCAGGAGAUCAAAUUUGCUUGUUCAAUUCACACAUGAUUGACUUUGUUAAAAGACAAGGUGAUUUAUCAACCAUUCAAAGAGCAAAACACUUUUCAUUUGAGAAAUUGGUAGGAAGUAAUUCCAUCAAUCUCUAUUGUGGAGCUCUCUUCUACUCGGGAGCAUCCUUUGUUUGCAAUCAAGAGCAACGAUAUUUUGAUUUUGUUCUCAUGGGAAGAGUCGAUGUGGAAGCAAAUGUUUUCAAGAAGAAGGUCGUCCUGUUGGAAAUUAGUGCAGAAUUGGCAAAGAGACCGCAACAAUUAGUGAAUGACAAGAUAUUCCUCAAAGUAUUCCAAACCACAUUCCUCAACACUCAUGUAUUGCCUGAAAAGAUUCGUCAAAUGAUGGAUGUGUGUAUGAGUGAUUCAAAACCAUUGUUUGAGAAGAAUUUUCCAAAACUUGUGGACAUUGAACGAGGAUUUCAAAUUGGUCCUGUACCAAAACCUGCCAUCACGAAUUGGGUGUGUCACCAUUAUGAAGAUCUUUGUCUGUCCCUCGGAGGAACUCCAAAUAUUCAACAUCCCAAGCAUGGUAAAGCUAUGCGAAUUAAGAUAAAUGUCAAUGUUGAUAGAAAGAGAAAUCAGACACUAUAA